CAAGAUUGUUGGAAAGCUGUUGACGCCUUCGCUGUGAACAUACAAAUCCAAGAUAGCCGCAAUGCCUCUUCAAGGGAUCCGGACGGUUACGGCCGCUAGAAACGGUGUCGGUGCCUUUAUCCUACAAUGCAAGCGGUUGGAUUUCCACUACUGUGACUGGGCUGGUAGCUCCCGGGGCAUGGUUGCCUACCUCAAGCACCACCUUCCUGCCUUCGCGAAAGCAAACCCUCAGAUCGAAAUCCGGGUAUCGCCGCGGCCACACAAGCACCCCGUAAUCAAGGGACACUACAUCAACGGACGGGAGAAGGCGGUUUGCGUGCGGAAUCUCGAGCCUGAGCAAAUAGGCAAGAAGGCCGAUCUUUUGAAGCAGGCCAGCGGAGAGAAGUUGAAGCGCACCAAGAAGCCCGUCACGAGUAUCAACGAGAGUGUCAGAGGCAUCUGGUCCCCGUACCACGGUGGCUACAAGUCGGUGUAAAGAGUGAGGGAUUGUGCGAUCAUACGGUGGUGUUCUUUUUCUGGGUCAAAUAUCAUUUCCUAUUCGAUGUAUUAUGGGUUACUUCGUCUGUUUUGUGUACCUGCCUUUUGCGAACCCGACUCUGUCUUUGUUUAAACGAUAUGUAUCAUAUGUACAGAAUGUCUUUAUUUGAUAUCCCAUGGAAAUGGGUGCCCGCUCCUCGUAUGC
This is a messenger RNA of Aspergillus eucalypticola CBS 122712, 682 nucleotides long. Its product is annotated as mitochondrial 54S ribosomal protein mL43. The record is from RefSeq and is a predicted model, not a curated record. Gene Ontology annotation, cellular component: mitochondrial large ribosomal subunit. The transcript is spliced from 3 exons. Bases 62 to 475 code for a protein of 137 amino acids. NCBI's taxonomy places the organism in Eukaryota, Fungi, Ascomycota, Eurotiomycetes, Eurotiales, Aspergillaceae. Gene Ontology annotation, molecular function: structural constituent of ribosome. Gene Ontology annotation, biological process: mitochondrial translation.